UCAGUUUGACGACGGAUAUGUGGAAGUCAGGCAAUCAAAAAAUUGAGUAUAUGGUAAUCACUGGCCACUUUGUAGAUUCUGAAUGGAAACUUCAAAAACGUGUCUUGAGCUUUAUUCAUCUGCCUCCUCCUCUUCGUGGAAUUGAUAUUGCAGAUGGUAUUUAUAAGUGUCUAAAAGAGUGGGGAAUCGAGAGUAAAGUCUACACAAUAACAGUUGACAAUGCUGCGAAAAAUGACGUGUGUUUAAGAAAUCUGAAGGAUACUUUUUCCAGAAAUAAAAAGUUACUUUGUGGCGGCAAAUUGUUUCAUGUUCGAUGUACAGCACAUAUCUUGAAUCUUAUGGUACAAGAUGGCCUUUCCAAAAUCAAGCAUGUCAUUCGAGACAUUCGUGAUAGCGUCAACUUUCUGAAUAUAUCAGAAGCUCGACUUAAUUUAUUUGCUGAAAUCGUUCAACAGUUGCAAGUGCCUCAUAGGAUGCUUAUUCUCGAUUGUAAAACCAGGUGGAAUUCAACAUUUAUGAUGUUGUCAACUGCAAUCAAAUUCAAAGAUGUGUUUCCAAGAUAUCAAGAACGUGAGCCUAGUUACUAUUGCUGUCCAAGUGCUGAAGAUUGGUUAAAAGUGGAGAGGGUCUGUGAGCUUUUGGAGGUGUUUAAUUCUGCCACUAACAUCAUUUCAGGAAGUGAGUAUCCGACAUCAAACUUAUUUCUAAAUGAAGUUUAUCGUGUGAAGGUCGUGUUGGAUAAAAAGCAUUCAGAAAUCACAGAUGAAGAGGAUUUCAUGUAUAGUAUGAUUGAAGCUAUGAAACAGAAAUUUGAUAAGUAUUGGGGUGAAGUUAAUUUGCUAAUGGCUAUUGGGGCUAUUUUGGAUCCUCGAUGCAAGAUGAGAGUCAUUGAAUUUUGCUUCCCUAAAAUGUAUCCCGGAAGUGCAGCAAAAGAUAAUAUUUCUAAAGUUCGAGAGGCUUUAUAUGAGUUAUAUGAUGAAUAUGUGGCUGAAUUUCAAGCUAACAGUGGUGAACAAACAGGUGAAGCAUAUGAUGGUUUCCGAAAAGAAGCUAAUACUAUUCAAAUUUCAUCCUCUGGCUGGUCGGAAUUUAAUGAUUUUGUGAAAACGAUUGAAACGGUACAACCGUUGAAAUCUGAUCUAGAUAAUUAUUUAGAAGAAGGGUGUUUUAUUUGUGAAGAUUCAAAAUCUUUUGAUGCUUUAGAAUGGUGGAAAGUAAAUACUUUGAAAUAUCGCAUUUUGUCUAUUAUGGCUCGUGAUAUUCUUGCCAUUCCUAUCACGACGGUAGCCUCUGAAGCUACUUUUAGUGCUGGUGGAAGAGUCAUUGAUACAUAUCGUGCUUCAUUAUCCCCUGAAACAGUCCAAGUACUUCUUUGUGGAGAAGAUUGGUGUCGCAGUCUUCAUGGGAUUAAAAGAAAGAACAAGGAGAAGAAACCAACUGAAAUUUUGCUGCCUAAUAUUGGAUGAGAGCUAAAUAGUUAUGAUUUUGUCAUUCUGAACUCUCAAGGUUAG
Daucus carota subsp. sativus is the source of this 1511-nucleotide messenger RNA. Its product is annotated as zinc finger BED domain-containing protein RICESLEEPER 2-like. Lineage: Eukaryota; Viridiplantae; Streptophyta; Magnoliopsida; Apiales; Apiaceae. The record is from RefSeq and is a predicted model, not a curated record. Bases 18 to 1466 code for a protein of 482 amino acids. Gene Ontology annotation, molecular function: protein dimerization activity; DNA binding. The transcript has 2 exons.